Molecule: messenger RNA, 1140 nt
Organism: Cooperia oncophora
Lineage: Eukaryota; Metazoa; Nematoda; Chromadorea; Rhabditida; Trichostrongylidae
Source: the annotation of a GenBank genome assembly
AUGGAAUGGAUGCUGUUACACGACAUUGUGGUCCUGGGGUAUGAUGAAAAAGGUAACACUAAGGGUGAUCCUGCUGUUCACCUGAAGCCUGAACGGCUGAAGUGGGACAUUCCUGAACCAGCACUGGCAGCCAUUGAUGUUUCAAUGAAGGUUGCUCAAGCACUAAUCGACGACGUCGAGAUGGCUCUUUUAGUUUUCACAGAUUAUGGCAAAGGAUUCAUUAAGAAACUGGGUGUUUCUCCAGAUGCCUAUCUUCAGAUGGUUUUGCAGUACACUUACUACAAGAAUCAACAGAAGUUCUGCCUCACCUACGAGGCUUCAAUGACACGACUAUACCGUGAAGGGCGUACUGAAACUGUGCGAUCAUGUACAACCAGAUCCAAAGCAUUUGUCCUUUCUAUGGUUGAUCCAUCAAAGACGCGUGACGAGCGACUCGCUCUACUGAGGAAAGCAUGUGAUUACCAUCAAGAUUUAUACCGAGAUGCAAUGUGUGGGAAAGGUGUUGACCGGCACUUAUUUGCGCUAUAUGUGAUCAAGCGAUACCUUGAAGAAGAAUCUCCCUUCUUCGACCGGGUUUUCCCUCCAACGUAUCUCCUGUCUACCAGUCAGACUCCACUGAACCAAGUUCAAAUCGAUAUUGCCAAGUAUGGUAUGGAACCUGAGCGAAGGAGCAAACUUGUUACAGCUGGUGAAUGUUUCGAAGCGUGCUCUGGCGGAUGCACAGGGCCUGGUCCAAAGGAUUGUGUACGAUGCAAAGGCGGUUGGUUUAACUCUCCUGAGGAAGGAUGUGUAGACAUAAAUGAGUGCGAAACUGAAAACAGAUGUCCUAAGCCGCACGAGGAAUGCAUCAAUACACCUGGUGCAUACAAGUGCUCAUGUGUCCAUGGAUAUAAGAGAGAAGGAGGAAAAUGUGUAGUAGAUGUUGAAGCGAAACCGCACCGUUCACUGAUACCUCCGGACACAUUAUUGAAGGCGAUCUCUAUGACGAGUUUGGCGAUUAUCAUCGGGUUUGUGAUCUGGCGGCGUUCAGUGCCACUCCUGGUCUUGUCAGGCAUUGCCGUGGCGCUGAUCAUCUUCAUAGACAUGAACGUCAAUCCUGAAACAAUUCCGGAUGAUGCAAAGAAAUAUCUAGGACUGUAG